Molecule: messenger RNA, 6642 nt
Organism: Schistosoma bovis
Lineage: Eukaryota; Metazoa; Platyhelminthes; Trematoda; Strigeidida; Schistosomatidae
Source: the annotation of a GenBank genome assembly
AUUAGAUGUGUACCUUCAAAAGCGCCUGUUUUAAAUUUCGCGAGUACAUCUUUUUCCAAGGUCUCUUCAAGGUCCUCUUCAACUUUUCGCUUCCCUCAGAUUACUGGACAUAAAAUCUCCAGGAAAUGAUGUUACUUCAAUUUCCCUGUGUUAUACCUACCUAAAGAAUUCGCUUAUUUUUUUAAAACUAAUAGAAGGAGUAAUAAUUACAUACAAUUGUUGCUAAUAUAUAUCACAUGCUUUAAUAUCUGGCUUGGAAACUUUAUUUCCAGAGUUUUAUACGUCAUAUAAAUUUCUCUGCACCUUUAUUAAUAUUUAUACAGUGUGUAUUUUGUCGCACUUAUGUGUAAAUUUAUUUGAACCAUAAAUGGACAUAACCGUCAACGUUCCCCCUGAUUCAACUAACGGUAAACUUGAGAAUGUGACUUCUAAAACCUUUGACAAAACGUGCUCUGACUCUCACCACAACAAUAACUCUCUUCCGACGUCAUCCACUGCUUGUAAAACACAUUUAUGUCAAGGAGUUUAUCUACCUGAUGACGAUGGAUCUAUUCUCACUCCUGAACAUGCCUUUGUACAGUAUCAAACCCGGUCUGAAGACCAAGCCUGCCAGAUUUGUGGUCAGCCAGCUGUCGGAUUCCACCAUCGGGCAUACGUUUGCGAGGCCUGCAAGAAAUUUUUCAUGCGACAUACAGCUGCCAGAUUACGAAAUUCUGAAAUUGGAUCUACAGUUUCUGAAUCAAUAUGUCCAAUGGGUGGUAGAUGUCGUGUUGAAGGUCCCGGUCGUGGUAAAUGCCCACAUUGUCGUUAUCGAAAAUGUUUAGAGUUGGGAAUGACUUUAACACCUCCCGGUGGUGAAGCUGGCUGUGAUAUUUCCCAAAUACCGUGUCGUGUAUGCAGUGGUCCAUCUUCCGGUUUUCAUUUUGGUGCAUUAACAUGUGAAGGCUGCAAGGGUUUCUUUCGACGAACUGUCUUAUCCAAUGUUCGUUUAGAAUGUCUUGGCAAUAAUGAUUGUCCAAUUACACCAGCUAAUCGAAAUAUGUGUAAAAGUUGUCGAUUUCAACGUUGUCUAGCAGUUGGCAUGUCUAAAACUGGAAGUCGUAUUGGUCGACAACCUAAUGCAAUUAAAUAUUAUUGUGCUCGAGAAAUUUCCCAAUUAACUAAUUCUAAUGAUUGUGAAGCAACCACAACUAUGAAUCCAUCUUCAAGUUCAUCAAAUAAACAUGAAUCUAACCGACGUAAUUCAGUUAGUCAUAGUAGUACUAGUAGUGGUACUACAAAUCUAAGUUGUAACAUCAGCAAUAAUGGUAAUAAAAAUAAUAAUAUUACUGCUAAUCAUGAUGAUAAUAAUCAUAGCAACAGUAAGAAUAAUAAUCUUAAUGAACAUGAUUUAUUGUCAAUUGCUGAAGAACAUUGUAGAUCAGUAUUAGGUCAAUCAAAUUAUCCAUCAUCUAGUUGGCCUUCAUUUAAACGUAUGAUGUCUAAUCUUGAUCAUUUGGAUUCAAUUAAUAACACUACUAUCGCCAAUACGACCACCGUCUCCAUAACAACAACAACGACAACAACAACAAUAAUAUCAACAACUGGAGUAUCUUUAGUUCCAUCAAGUAUUCCUUUAACAUCAACAUCUACAGUAAAUCAUUUCAUUGAACACAGUAAUCAUAAUUAUAACGAGUUACAAAAUAGUGGUGAUUCGUUGAAAAAUGGAUCUUUAUUAUCUUUAUCACCGUCUUCAUCUACAUCACCAUCGUCAGGGAUUAAAAGUCAUAUAAAGUAUAAGACAGAUUCACGUCCACAAUAUCUUAAUUCUCAGUCACGUCCUUUUCAUCAUUAUCCUCCGCCACCACCGCCGCCUCAUCAUCCUGCACAAUCAUCUAUUUCUCAGAACAAUUGUUUUAAUAACAAUAAUGUUGGUAUGAGUGGUAGCAAUAAUAAUAUUGCUAAUGGUGUCGUCCUUCUCUCUGGCCGUGCUGAUUCAAUUUUACCUUCUUCUACUUCCAAUGGUGCUAGUCAUGGUAGUGAUUAUCUUUUAAUUGAUCCUUCAAGAAAUAUUACUAAACGACGUAAAACAAUACCAUCUGAAAUAGAUGUUAACUUAGAGAUCUCUGAUAAUAGUAUUACAUCUUCAAAAUUAACACCUAUUAAUUCAGUACACAUACAUGAUGAUGAUGAUGAUGACGUUGAUGAUGAAGGCUGCGAUCAUGAUGAUAUUGAUGAUGUUAAUGAUAAUGUUGAGGACGUUGAAAAUGGCAAUUCUACUAGUGGUUCUAAUGGUAAUGAACAUUUAAAUCAACGUUACAGUCAUAGACAUCAACAACAAUAUCAUCAUCCUGUACACCAAGCUGUACAUCAUCGUCACCAACAACAAAACCGUCGUAACGCGGACUUGACAAGUUUGAAUGAAGAGAAUAUCCAUAAUGUUAUCGGUUCUGUUAAUAAUGAUUUGGAUAUCAGUAAUAGUUGUAGAAGUAAUAAUAAUAAUAAUAAUAGAUAUGAGAAACUUGUAGAUAAUGGGAAAAUUCAUAACAUAUCAGUGGAUAAUUUCUCAUUUAUUAAUCAAUCAAGGCAUUUAUCGAAUCAAAUUAACUUGCCAAAUGAUAAUGAACAUAAUAUAAACAUUAAUAAUAAUAAUGAGAAUUGUUCCACUGUACUUGAACAAUUACAAUUUAGAAAUUAUCCAUUAAUGGAUAGAUCAUCAGUUAUUGUUGAAACUCAGUCAAAAGAUUCUCAUGCGGUAACUACUCAUUUAAAUCAAUCCUAUUUACGACCUACACAAUUAAAUUUAACAACUGGAAGACAUUUACCUGAUGAAUCCUAUUCAUUGUCUUAUCUUUCAUCUUCAUUAUCAUCAUCACCAACAUUAUCAUCGACAUUAACUACUACAUCAUGUCCACGUUCAUCUGUGAUAUCAGACUAUUCUGACUUCAAUAAUCAAUUAUCUGCUGAUGUUAGUGAUAAUAAUAACAAUAACAAUAAUAAUAAUAAUAAUCAAGUAUGGUUACCAAAACAACGAUAUAUUAAAUCUAGUCGGAGUUUACCAAAUGAACAAACUAAUAAUCAACUAAUAAGUUCAAAUAAUAAUAAUAAUCAGAAUGCCAAUAAUUGUUUAGAUUCAAAUUCAUUAGGAUUUCUCAAUGGUGGACGUAAUGUUGUUGAUAUAACUGGAUUAACUGAGACUGAACCAACAUCAACAACUACUACACCGUGGUUUGCAGCAGCAGCGGCAGCUGUAGCUGUUGUUAUGGCUGCAUCUCAAUCAUCAUCAUCAUCAUCAACUAAUUCCGCUUUAUUAGAUCCAUAUACAGUAUCAUCAAAUUUAAAUGAAUGUUUUGGAAUCAAUGAUCGUAAUAAUAAUAAUUCAGGUAUAAAUCAAGUAAAUAAUCGACGUGUCCCAGUGAAUACAACUAAUUUUUCAAAGCAACGUUUCAAAUUAGGUCUACAUGAAACUGUCUUAGAUCAUCAACAUUCUGGUAGAUCAUUUUUGUCAAAUUCUUAUAAUAUUAAUCCAUAUGAUACUAAUACUAAUACUACUAGUGGUCCUAUGAAUGAAAAUAUAUUGAAAAUUGGUAAAUAUGAAUCAAAUGAUACAUUACGUUCCUUACAUCCAUCAUUAUCAUCAUCAUCAACAUCAUCAGUAGCAUCGUCAUUAUCUGAUGUUACACAUCCGUCGACAAUAGCUGCUAUGCAAGCGGCGGCUGUUGCAGCAGCAGCAGCUGCUACCGCUGCUGGUCUAGUUCUAUCCAAUAGUCGUGUACGUGGAUUAUCUGAUGAAAUUUAUCCAAAUUUAAAUCGUGUCAGCAUUUCUAAUUCAUUGCCUGAAUUACCAAAUAAUUGUUAUACAUCAACUACACCAUCAUCAUUAUCCUCAUCAUCAUCAUCACCACCAAUAAUGGGUAAUUUUGGUAGAAUUAUUGAAAAUCUUUCAAUGUAUUCAACAUCAUUAGAUCGUAAUAUUCAACCGAUUAAUAAUCUGGAUUAUCCAUCAUCAUCAACAUUAUCCUCAUCCUCCUCAUUAUUAUUGUCAUCAACAGUGAAUAAUUUCCCUGUUAAUCAUUCCAUUGUAAAUACUACAUUACCAUCGAUUACUGUACCAGUUAUAACUAAUAAAGAAAUUAGUCCACGUUUAAAGAAUGGUAUUAGACCGACUUCUAUAACAGUACAACAAUUUACUGAACGCAUUCAUGUUGCUGCCAAAUAUAUGAUGACUGAAAGAAAGAACAUUCGAAGUAAUUUACCCCAACCAUGUAAAUUAAUUCAAGCAUCCGAUUGUGUUGAAGAUAUUUGGGGUCAAAUGAUGAAACACUUUGAAACACAUUCACGUUUUAUUGUACAGUUUGUUAAAUACAUUCCAGGUAAGUGUAUUGUUGCCAUUUUCACUUUGUUUGUUUUUCUGUCGAUUGAUCUCCUUCUAUUCUCUCCCUCUUCCUCAUUCUCGUUAUAUAUUUUUGAUGUUGUUCAUGUUUUUCUAUUAUUCUUCAUUUUGGAUUACAAAUACAGUGCCAUUUGAUUUUAAAAUAUGUUGUGUAAUGUAAAUUCCACUUAUUGAUCCAUGUCAAAAACUGCCUGCAAAUCAAACUAUAACACCUCUCAUUUAUGAUAACAUUGCAUAUUCUCUGACUGUUCUAUUGUAUCGCAAAUUAAUUGAAUUCGACAGUAUGAAUCUUUGGAUUCAUAAAUGAAUUUUUUAAACGUUAAACACUGGUCAUGUUGCCUGAAUGACCUCAGUUCAAUCCUUGAGUUAAGGUUAUAGUCUCACAUUGUUGAUGAGUCUCUUACUAGGGGGAUACAAUUAUCUAAGGCUUCUUGUUAUUCGAUGCUAGUUGACUGAUAUCAAGCACACAAGUUAUUAAUUUCCUUUUCUUAAUGAUGCGAUUGUGAGGUCAGUUGCUAUUCUCUCGCUUACUUCAUCGUGCCCCGUUCAUUAAAAUAUUUUGGAUAGAUAAGUAUGUUUGUGUAUAGUAGUAUAUGUUUGUAUUUCUAAAUGUCAAAUACUUCCGUCCACUUUUUUUUACUUCACUAUACACUCAAUAAAUUAAUCACUAAAUUGUAGCGUUAUUUUCAAGUAUGUGAUAACGUUGAUUACAUCAUGUCUCGACAUAGACAGAUAGAUAGGCAUGCAAAUAAAAAGGAGACAUUUUGUCUAUGGGAUUUUUGCUGGGGGGGGGAGAGCGGGGGAGGAAAAAAAAUUACAGACGUUUCAAUAUUUUUCACAUGAUCCUCACUGGAUUUAUAUACACGUAAUGAUGACGAUAAUCAUAAAGAGGAUGAUGCUAAAUACAGAUAGAAAAGACAACCAAAUCCUCGUUUGUUGUAGUUAGAUUUUGUUAUAUUGUAUAUGUAAAUACUUUUAUUUUUUUUCUAAGAAUCCAAGCUCAAUAAUCUGUGACAUAUAUAAAUGUUUGGUUGACUUACGCUUAAUUUACUGUGUAUUGAUAAUCUGCCAUUUAAUGAUUGAAUUACAAUCUUUAAAUUAGCAUAAACAUUUGAGAACAGAUAGAACGAAAAAUCGAAUUUGUUUUUAGUCAUUUAAGGUUUGAUUAAUAUCCUUAACUAGUUAACAGAUAGAAACAUCAUUUUUAAUAGUUGAAUUCGUGAGUCGAUUUGAGCUAGACCAUCACUAGAAAACCUGGAAUUACUGGAAAGCCAUUUCGCCUUAGAAUGGGACUUCUCAACAGUGUGUGUCCAAGAGCCCGUACACCUGAUCCGAACCCAUGACCUUCAAUCUCGCGCAUGAACGCCUUACCUCUAGACCACUAAGCCGGCUUCUAACAGUGUUAAUGUCUAAUUUCAAUCUUCUCAUGAUCUUACGCAACCCUUCAUCCAUUGCCUAGGGGGGGGAUUACUGUUUCACACCCGACAUGAAUUGGACUACACUAGUUACGACUUCUCAUUAUAACUCCAAGAUAUCCCCACAAACCCCCAUUCUAAUAAGAAAUAGAAUUGACAAAAAUAUUUUCUAUACAAUACAUAAAAUUAUAAUUAGUGAUCGUAUGGUGAAUGAAUAUGGUGAUUAGUUGGAAGUAAUGUAACUAUAUGAUGUGAUUCUAGAUUUCGUGCUAACUGGUACUUUUUUUACAAGACGAAUUAACUGUACUACUAGUAGAUUAUUGUCAUUAUGAGAUGUAAUUGUUUUUUACUCAGUGACAUAAACAGUUGCAAUGUUAUCAAUUGACGAAUUCCAGCUUUAGUUGAAUUCAUUUAAGAUUGAAAUGAUCACUGUUAUGUCGAAAGUAAACAGUAAAGUGUUUUGUGGGUUUAGUUUGUAUUAGGUCUCGUGCGAUCGGGCUGUAAUGACAACUGUAUGACCUCUCUGUAGUUCAAUUAUCGGUUAGUUCAUAUAUAUUGCAAGUAUGACUAGUGAUCUAAUUACCAGCUGAUACAAUGACCAAUGAACAACAAUGAGGACCUCAACGUUUACUGUUCUUCGAUUUCUUUCUAGUGUAAUGAUCAAUUAGAAGACGAAGAUAGAAAGAGGAACAGAGUAAAAGUAUAGUAUACUGACGACUUUAGGCCACUCAUCAGCCAAUCAGGAAACGCUGCUUAGUUAUAAAACAAUUAGCAGUACGAAGUAAUAGAAUAACAGUGGAAUAAUAUCUUUGAUCUUAAUAAUCAAUCCUCACAAGUCAAAAUGUCCCUUCCGGU